AUGGCGCCAACAUCGGGACCAAAUCGGCGCGCAGACACCGACAAGGGAAGUUGGCGAGCGUUUGCGUCCGACGAAGAUUUGGUCCUGGAAAGCUGGAGCCAAGGAUGUCUGGUUGGGAGUCUCCUCAUUAUGGGUUGCGUGACGGUCGCAAAUAUGAGAAAAGGAGUGCUCCUACACAAAUUGAUUCUCCUAGAGGUGAUGGUGGAACCCCCCAUGCCAACAUGUCCAGGUACUUUCUGCUUCUUCACGUUUCCCGGUUACGGCUGGUAUCUGAGUUCGACUGCGGCCCUCUUGUACUGCUCCUGGGUAGUCCAUAACGUUGUGGCAUGGUUGAAGAUCGGCCCGUUGGUCUGCAAGUGGGUUCGAAGGAUCUAUCUGGGUUCUCUGGCCUGCACGAUACCUCCGAUCAUUCUUCAGAUUUACGACAACUUCCGCUUCUUCAAUAACAUCAACGAUCUCUAUGUCACAGUGAGACCAUACGAACCGUUGAUGCGUGACCCAUGGUGGGUUUUCUCCGUCCUGACCCUCUUUGAGGUCAUCCGGAAAUGCUACGGGACUGGGGUCCUGGAACUGAUUAAACGAUCUCCUCGAUUCGCUAUCUUGCUAUCUGCCAUCUGUCUCUCCUUGAUUUUUACAGUGUUGGAUAUUGUUGCAAGCAUUCACAGCUUUAUUGGAUCUACAGACGGGAUUAACCCUUGGUGGAAGCUAUCACUUAUGUUCAAAUGUUUGACCGAUACAAUCAUGCUCGACGAUUUCAAAACCGAGUUGAAGCGGCUGGGAAUGAAAAGACUACGACGGGACGAAAUGCGACGCCAAAGUGUGGCUCUUGUGGCGGAUAGCCUCGAAUCCAAAAGGGGAGACGGGCAUAUGGAAUUCUCUGACCCGUUAAGUUACAAUCCUACAGAAUACCGGACAACGCAAAACCUCGAGGUCACCCCGACUGGAAGUCCUGUGGGUAGGUUGAGGCAAGGAUCAAUGACCGACCCACAAAGCAAUCCCGCAGAACAACUCGGGAAGAUAGGGAAGAAGUUGACCCAUCUACCCACGCUCAAGGAUCUUUCUCUAAAGCAUACAAAGAGAAAGCUCGAAGCUAAAAGCGAGGCGAAGGGCACUCGUGACAAUGCCGCAACCGCGUCCGCGCCUGAUCGAUUGUCGCAAAUGAGACAAAGUCUGGGAAUUAUUGACUAUGAUCCUCGUUGA
Capronia epimyces CBS 606.96 is the source of this 1200-nucleotide messenger RNA. RefSeq lists its product as uncharacterized. The transcript has 4 exons. The record is from RefSeq and is a predicted model, not a curated record. Lineage: Eukaryota; Fungi; Ascomycota; Eurotiomycetes; Chaetothyriales; Herpotrichiellaceae. Bases 1 to 1200 code for a protein of 399 amino acids.